AUGAACUUCCAGGAAGAUAAGGUGGUGGAUUUCAGACAUCUGCAGUCUGCCAUUACAUAUCAGCAGGAGGUAAGAAAAGAACUGAUUGAUGAUAUGAAGGCACAGAUGGCAAGUGAGAUGGCAAAUAAAGAUGCAGAGACCCAGAAACUUACUCAGAAGUAUGAGCUGCUGCUCAACCUGACAAGAGCUCAAGCAACAGUCAUUCAGAACUUGAAGUUGAACAAAAUGAAAGAGAAGCAAGUGCUUACUGAAGCUAGCAUGAAUUUGGAGCUGAAGAAUGCAGAGCUAACAAAGUGUCAGGAGAAGCUCACCCAAGAGAAGCUAGAGUUGAAGCUUCAGGUUGCUGAUCUGCUUAAGGGAAAUGAAAAGCAUAUUGAAGAGAAGUGGCAGUUAGAGUUUCAGAAUGAAAAGUUGAAGGAGAAGUUCAGGGGGAUUCAGGCCAUCUUGGAGAAGUGA
Molecule: messenger RNA, 456 nt
Organism: Aegilops tauschii subsp. strangulata
Lineage: Eukaryota; Viridiplantae; Streptophyta; Magnoliopsida; Poales; Poaceae
Molecular function (GO): zinc ion binding
Source: RefSeq, a predicted model, not a curated record